UUUUGAACACAAGUCGGGCCAAUAUCUCAACUUUAAAAUCGAAAGUGUUUCUUCACUUUUUUUCUCACUUUCUUUUCCAAUAUCUCAAACAAAGCUUUUGUUACCUUCUCCUUUUCCUGUUUCUUUCCCUUUAUCACAAGGGAAAGAGAAAGUGGGAGGAAAUAAAUGUGGAACACCAACGGAAAUUACAGAACGGCCAAAGCAAGAACAAGAAAUCAAUGCCACAGACGAAAUAAAUGGAACACCAACCCAAGUUACCCAACAGCCACAGCAAGAAGAGAUCAAUGUCAGACACCGAGUCACAGACGAGUCAGGCCGACUCGUUCUACUCUCCCCUCCGAUCAGAUUCCCCAUUCCGCUCCGUCGGCCCCGACAAGUGGCCGGAAAAAUCACCGCCGUCCAAGGCGAUCGUGGCCGUCAACAAGUACAACUUGCCUGUCCGGUCUCCGACUCAGAACCACCGUAAAGCUUUCGCUCCGCAGGAGAAUUUGAAUCCGCCGGCGGGGAGUUUACCGCCCCCGCCACCGCCGUUAAUGGUGGUUAAUCGGGCGGUGAGGGAUGAGGUGGCGGCGGGGGUUACGAAGGUGGGUCCAACAAUGGUAGAGGAAGGGUUUGGCGGCGAUGAGAGGAGGUCGAGGGCGGUGGUGGCGUCAACAAUGAACAGAGCGGCGUUGGGGUUUAGGGUUUGUGAGAUGAUAUUGUGCUUGAUUUCAUUCUCGGUCAUGGCGGCUGAUAAGACUCAGGGAUGGACUGGUGAUUCCUUUGAUCGCUAUAUUGAAUACAGGUUUUGUGUAGCUGUGACGGUGAUUGGAUUUGCAUAUUCAGGUUUUCAAGCAUAUGAUCUAGCCUAUCAUUUGAUUUCCGGGAAGCAUGUUAUCUCUCACCACCUCCGUUAUCACUUUGAUUUCUUGAUGGACCAGAUUCUGGCAUAUCUUCUGAUGUCGGCAUCAUCAUCGGCAGCCACCAGAGUCAUUGAUUGGGUAUCGAACUGGGGGAAAGACGAGUUCACGGAGAUGGCUAGUGCAUCAAUCGGGAUGUCCUUCCUGGCUUUUGCUGCCUUUGCCUUGAGCUCCCUCAUAUCUGGUUACAACCUCUGCAACCGGGACAUUGCUUGAGCUCGAAACCAUUCUCAUUCUCCAUCCAUAUUUUUGAAUUGGUUCUAAAAUUGGGAGAGAAUUCUGCAAUUCAGUUCUCAGGUUUGUACAGAGGAAGAUAUUAUAUGAUAGAUUCAUUAGCAGUUUUUCUUGGUAAAUGUGGUAGAUUGAAUAGUUGUUUUUCUUAUUACACAUAAAGGGUGAAAACGAGAUUGUAAGUGAUAUGUUUCUUGCAUGAAUGUCUUUGGAAAUAAAAUUAUUCCCUUUUAUCUAACAUAACAUAAAAACCAUGUUGAUUUCAU
Cornus florida is the source of this 1396-nucleotide messenger RNA. RefSeq names its product CASP-like protein 4A3. The coding region runs from base 237 to 1115 and encodes 292 amino acids. NCBI's taxonomy places the organism in Eukaryota, Viridiplantae, Streptophyta, Magnoliopsida, Cornales, Cornaceae. The transcript is spliced from 3 exons. The record is from RefSeq and is a predicted model, not a curated record.